Strongylus vulgaris is the source of this 708-nucleotide messenger RNA. NCBI's taxonomy places the organism in Eukaryota, Metazoa, Nematoda, Chromadorea, Rhabditida, Strongylidae. The record is from the annotation of a GenBank genome assembly.
AUGGUGGAGAUUGAAGUGCCGGAGGACAUGGUUACUUCGGAAACGAUGACACCAUCUGACCUCAUAAGUUCAACAGCGAAAGGUGUUAGCUCUUCUGCAGUCCCUUCAGAACUAUUUAUGUCCAGCACUGCUCCAUCCGAGAGCACGGAAGCCUCAUCAACUCCAAAAGAGUUAAUUACCACAGCAGAUAUAACUCAAGCUUCCACUAUUUCCGAGAAAACGAUGACCACCUCGGAAAAUGCGGUGAAGGAAACUUCUCCUUCACUUUCUACUACAAGUGUAUCCGCUGGCUCCAGUGCGGUAUCUCCUAGAGUCACAACUCCUUCCCAGCGGUCAACUUCUGAGUUUUCUCGAGCGGUAUCAGGCCAACCACCUUCUGAAUCAACUCCUUUAUCCAUUGGCAAAGAAUUUCCAGGUUCUAGCGUAACCACCGCUACUCCCAAAGAGCAUGUCUCUAGUGCUGCUCCCGAAAUUGAUGUAUUGGAUCGAUCAACUUUAACUACGCCUAUGCUGACGGUAACUGAGGUUGCAGCAACCAGUCAGAGGUCCCUCCCUUCGGAGAAGUUUAAUGCAACUACCGAAGAACCUAAAACUUUCCCAACUGCGAGCACGUCAGAACGGGACGCCGAGCCCACUGGGACACCAAAAUCUUCUAUUUCUCCCUCAGAAGUUGGGCCAAGUUCUACAACACUGAGCACAACAGUCAUA